Molecule: messenger RNA, 1622 nt
Organism: Achroia grisella
Lineage: Eukaryota; Metazoa; Arthropoda; Insecta; Lepidoptera; Pyralidae
Gene: Galphao
Product: guanine nucleotide-binding protein G(o) subunit alpha
Exons: 8
Coding region: 369-1433 (354 amino acids)
Biological process (GO): adenylate cyclase-modulating G protein-coupled receptor signaling pathway
Cellular component (GO): heterotrimeric G-protein complex
Molecular function (GO): GTPase activity; G-protein beta/gamma-subunit complex binding; GTP binding
Source: RefSeq, a predicted model, not a curated record
GCGGUCGCCGUCAUGGAGCGGAGUUGGCGCUUGUCAUCCGGCCGCCAUUAUCUUGUAUUUGAACCGAUCGGUAAAAUCAAUUAAAAUUCGCGCUGUCGUUACGUGUCUUUAGUGUUGGAUGUCGUAUAAAUUGGAAGGAAUUAUCCGUGUGAUUGUUGUUUCUUUAAAGAGUGUGUUGCUGGUACAUUCGUAUAGUGUUGAGUGGUAACAGUUAGGUUACUGUGUUGGGUGUUAACAUUGUGUAGGGUGGCUCCGGUCGGUCCGGAGCGGCAGGACGCGUGUGGAGCGCAUGCAGAGGGAGCGGUGAGAGCGCGCCCGGCUGGGGAGUCGGGGCGGCCGGCGGUCAAGGAACAGGGACAAUUGCCGACAUGGGGUGCGCCCAGUCGGCAGAGGAACGCGCGGCUAUUGCCCGCAGCCGUCAGAUCGAGAGGAACCUGAAAGAGGAUGGCAUCCAGGCUUCCAAAGACAUAAAGCUGUUACUACUAGGUGCUGGUGAAUCGGGCAAAAGUACUAUAGUCAAACAAAUGAAAAUUAUCCACGAAAGUGGCUUCACGAAUGAAGACUUUAAACAGUACCGGCCGGUGGUGUACAGCAACACGAUUCAGUCACUCGUCGCCAUCUUGCGCGCCAUGCCAAACCUUGGCAUCACCUAUGGCAAUAAGGACCGAGAGAUCGACAGCAAGAUGGUGUUCGAUGUGAUACAAAGGAUGGAAGACACGGAGCCCUUUAGCGAGGAACUGCUGGCGGCAAUGAAGAGACUCUGGGCCGACUCCGGUGUUCAGGAAUGUUUUGGACGUUCCAACGAGUACCAGCUCAACGACUCUGCCAAAUACUUCCUGGAUGACCUGGACCGGUUAGGUGCUAGGGACUACCAACCCACCGAGCAAGAUAUUUUAAGAACUAGAGUCAAAACCACUGGCAUCGUUGAAGUGCACUUCUCCUUCAAAAACCUUAACUUCAAAUUGUUUGAUGUGGGCGGUCAGAGGUCGGAGAGAAAAAAAUGGAUCCACUGUUUCGAAGAUGUGACAGCGAUUAUCUUCUGCGUCGCCAUGUCCGAGUAUGACCAAGUGUUGCACGAGGAUGAAACAACGAACCGCAUGCAGGAGAGUCUAAAACUGUUCGACUCCAUCUGCAAUAAUAAGUGGUUUACGGACACCAGCAUCAUCUUGUUCUUGAACAAGAAGGACUUGUUCGAGGAGAAGAUACGCAAGUCGCCGCUCACUAUCUGUUUUCCAGAGUACACGGGCGCGCAAGAAUACGGCGAGGCGGCUGCGUACAUCCAGGCGCAGUUCGAAGCAAAGAAUAAAUCUACCACCAAGGAAAUCUACUGCCACAUGACCUGCGCCACCGACACAAACAACAUUCAAUUCGUGUUCGACGCCGUCACCGACGUCAUCAUAGCUAACAACUUGCGCGGCUGCGGCCUCUACUAGAGCGACGGCCCCCGUCGGCAGCCGGCGGUGCGACCACAGGACGUGACGUCACGUCACGCGGCGUACACGUCGCGCACGUUCGUUCCACGCUCCCGGUUGGAACUCGGCGUUUUACGAAGCAUGACCCCGGACGCGCGGCAGGUUUUGUGGUCGCACUGCAUUUCGUUGUUGUCGUAGUGCGGGGACGCC